Messenger RNA from Malassezia japonica, 1797 nucleotides. RefSeq names its product signal-recognition-particle GTPase (gene SRP54). The transcript is spliced from 3 exons. Bases 1 to 1797 code for a protein of 598 amino acids. Gene Ontology annotation, cellular component: signal recognition particle, endoplasmic reticulum targeting; cytosol. The record is from RefSeq and is a predicted model, not a curated record. Gene Ontology annotation, molecular function: endoplasmic reticulum signal sequence receptor activity; 7S RNA binding; GTPase activity. Gene Ontology annotation, biological process: SRP-dependent cotranslational protein targeting to membrane; SRP-dependent cotranslational protein targeting to membrane, translocation. Lineage: Eukaryota; Fungi; Basidiomycota; Malasseziomycetes; Malasseziales; Malasseziaceae.
AUGGUGCUGGCGGACCUCGGUCGGCGGCUGAACCAAGCGUUCAGCGACCUGCAGCGGCAGCCUGUUGUGGAUGAGGCGUCGAUUGAUACGCUUCUGAAGCAUGUGUGCAAUGCCCUGCUGGGCAGCGACGUGAAUGUGCAGCUAGUGCAAUCGCUGCGGCAGAACGUCAAGGCCGAAGUGCGGACGCUCCUCAACGAGAAAGGCGAGUCGCUCUCCGACGCGCAGCGCAAGAACCAGGUGCAGCGUGUGAUGUUUGACCACCUUGUGAAGCUCGUGGAUCCUGGCGAGGGCUCGACGACGCACCGCCUCGAGAAAGGAAAGCAGAACGUGAUCAUGUUUGUCGGUCUGCAGGGCUCGGGUAAGACGACGUCGUGUACAAAGCUCGCACUGUGGUACCAGAAGCGUGGCUACAAGGUCGGCCUCGUGUGUGCAGACACCUUCCGUGCCGGUGCCUUUGACCAGCUGAAGCAGAACGCGGCCAAGGCCUCGAUUCCGUUCUACGGCUCCUACACCGAGACGGACCCCGUGGCGAUCGCUGCGGCGGGUGUCGCGUCCUUUAAAAAGAACCGCUUCGAUAUCAUCAUUGUCGACACGUCCGGUCGCCACAAGCAGGAAAAGGACCUCUUCACCGAGAUGGUCGACAUUGGCGCGGCGGUCAAGCCCGCGCAGACCAUCAUGGUGCUCGACGCAAGCAUCGGUCAGGCGGCCGAGGCACAGAGCCGCGCGUUCAAAGAGGCGGCAGGAUACGGCGCGCUGUUUGUGACCAAGCUCGACGGCCACGCCAAGGGUGGCGGUGCGAUCUCCGCCGUCGCGUCGACCAAGACACCGAUCAUCUUCAUCGGUACCGGUGAGCACAUCCACGACAUUGAGCCAUUCCGUGCGCGUCCGUUCAUCUCCAAGAUGCUCGGCAUGGGCGAUCUGACGAGCUUGAUGGACAGCGUGGAAGAGGUGCAGAUGAACACCGACGUCCAGGAGCGCCAAAAGAACAUGAUGAAGAAGAUCCAAGAGGGCGGCACCUUUUCGAUCCGCGACUGGCGCGAGCAGAUCACGAACCUGAUGAAGAUGGGGCCGAUGUCCAAGCUCGCAGGCAUGAUUCCGGGCAUGGGCCAGAUGAUGGGCGGCGGCGACGGCGACUCGAUGGCGAGCAACCGUUUCAAGAGCAUGCUGUACAUUACGGAUAGUAUGACGCCGGAGGAGCUCGACUCGGACGGCUCGCUCUUUACCAAGCCCGUCCGCCAGCGCACCACCAAGGAGGUCGCGCAAAAGGAUAAGGACGCGCCCAAGCCCAAGCCCAAGAUGCGGCUUACUGCGCGUGCGUAUCGCGUCGCGCGCGGCAGCGGCACGUCGGUGCGCGAGGUCGAAGAGUUCCUCAUGCAGUACCGCACCGUCGCCAAGAUGGUCAAGAAGAUGGGCGGCAAGGCCGGCUGGCUGCAGCAGAUGCAGGGCGGUGCGGGACGCCGUGGCGGCGCGCCGAUGCUGCCGCCGGGCAUGUCGCGCGAGCAGGCGAUGAAGAUGCAGAGCGCGCUUCCGCCGGAUAUCAAGGCGAUGCUCCGGCAACCGGGCGGACGCGAGCAGCUCAUGAAGCAGAUGCAGAGCGGCAACAUUCCGCCGUCGCUGGCCAACAUGCAAGGCGGUCUUCCGGGCAUGGGCGGCCUCCCGGGUAUGGGCGGGCUGCCGGGCAUGGGCGGCGGUGGCGGCAUGCCCGACAUGGCGCAGAUGCAGCAGAUGAUGCAGAACAUGGGCGGCAUGGGCGGCCUCGGCGGCAUGAUGCAAAAGAUGAUGGGUGGCGGUUCGUAG